Messenger RNA from Dioscorea cayenensis subsp. rotundata (Guinea yam), 2597 nucleotides. RefSeq lists its product as uncharacterized. The transcript has 2 exons. The record is from RefSeq and is a predicted model, not a curated record. The coding region runs from base 38 to 2503 and encodes 821 amino acids. NCBI's taxonomy places the organism in Eukaryota, Viridiplantae, Streptophyta, Magnoliopsida, Dioscoreales, Dioscoreaceae.
AACUUAAUUUCUACAAACCAUUCAAUCCAUAUAUCAAAUGAGCAUUGUCUUGCAAAUCAUCGAUCGACAAAGCGGCGAUAUCGAUGUCGCCAAUAACUAUGGCUCGACCUUUUUCGAGCCGCAGCGCGAACUUGCUGGAGAACGAACCAAGCCGAAGCUGUCUGGACGAGAUUUAGCAGAAAAUUCCAAAAGAAAUACUAGCACUCGUAGUAACAAAUUAGCACCGGAGAAGAAACUUACACUCUUUGCUCUCCGGCUAGCAAUACUAGAGAAGGCGGCAAGCGGUCUCGGGACUCUCGGGUUCAUUUGGGCCACUGUUGUCUUACUUGGAGGCUUCGCGAUCACUUUGGAGAGGAAGGAUUUCUUGUUCAUCACUGUUAUAUUGCUCAUUGAAGGUACAAGAAUUUUUAGUCGAAGUCAUGAGCUUGAAUGGCAGCAUCAAGCAACUUGGUCUGUUACUGAGGCCGGUCGAGCGAGCUUUCGCAAGCUCCGGUCAAGCUCUCUCUCUGUUUUCCAUGCUAUCAAGGCCCUGAUUUCUCCACUUUCGAUCCUUCGAUCGAAAGGCAAUACCCGAGAUGUGGAAAGAGGAGCAAGGGAUCAAGAUCUCCGGACUUGGAGCUCUCCGGAGGUGCCGUUGUUGCCUUAUGCCGGAUGGAUUUUUCUUUCGAGAAAUAUUAGCAAGUUGCUGUAUUGGCUUCAACUAUUUUCAGCUUCUGCUUGUGUCAUUCUUUCGCUAAUGCGCCUUGUUCAACAAGAUUUCGGCGAUGUUGAUUCCGAUAGUAAGAACCGAAAGUCGGCUUUAAACAUUUUCUACGCAUUGGCAUUUGCCGAAGCAUUCAUGUUCUUGUUGGAGAAGGCUUACUGGGAGUGGAAGGUGAGCCAUUGCCGAAUUCUUGAAGAGGUGAACAAUGAGUGUGACUUGGGAGCAAAAGGCAUGAUUUCGAUCAAACGCUUUUUCUACGAUUCAUACUCGAAAUGUGUCAACGGUAGCAUCUUCGAUGGCCUCAAAAUGGACUUGGUAACUUUUGCUGAAGAACUUCUCUCUUCCAGUUCGCGUGAUGAACAACUCAUCGGCGCAAACAUCCUUGUCAAGUUCGCUACAAAUCUCGAGUUCUCUGAUGAGACGCUUCGCAAACUUGGCACUUCAAUGCCGGCGAUGGAGAGAUUGCUCGAAAUGCUUAAUUGGAAGAGCAAGGAAGAAGAGGAACUUAGAUUGUCCGCCGCGGUGAUAACUUCCAAAUUAGCUAGCAAGAAGCAAAAUGCACUUAGAGUCGCUGGAAUUCCCGGGGCAAUGGAGUCAAUAUCAUCACUGUUAUACACUGGUCAAGGAGCUAGCUCGAAGCCGGACGAGGUAUGUCGGAAGUGUAUUAUAGUUGACCGGAGUAACUAUGAGUUUUCGGUGUUUAAUCUUUAUGGAUUAUUGAUACUCAAGAAGCUUGCCAGUGAUCAUGACAAUUGUGGUAAGAUUGGUAAUACUAGAGGUUUGCUUGCAAAGAUCAUUGACUUUACUAGCACCGGAGAGUGGCUCUUCGGCAAUAGUUCGGCUUCAGAGAUACAAAUCAGAGCCGUGAAGAGAGCAUUGCAAGUGAUGAAAAUGUUAUCAAACACUUCCGGCAACACGGGGAAGAAUCUUCGUCGAGAUAUAGCUGAAAUAGUGUUCACAAUAAGCAACAUCCGCGAAAUCUUGCAGUUUGGAGAGAAGCAUUUGGAUUUGCAAAAAUUGGGGAUUGAGGUACUAACUAGUUUGGCAAUGGAUGAAGUUGCCAAAGAAAGGAUCGGCUUGACCGGAGGGAUGGUUAAGGAGCUAGUGAGGUUGUUUUUUAGGACGGCGGUAAGCGAGGAUCAUCGUGAGGUAAGUGUGGAGGCCGGGGAGGCACUCGCAAUGCUAGCAUUGGAGAACAAAAUGAAUUGUGAUCGGAUAUUGAAGGAGGAUGAAUACGCGGUGGCGCGGUUUGUGGCCGCAUUGAAUGAUCCCGUCUUGCAAAUCAACUCGUCGAGAAUAUUGAGGCACUUGUGUGCUUAUAGCUUGACCGAAUGCUUUUCGAGAGUAAAAGAAAUCAUCAAAGCUAUUCCUAAUGUGCUCAAUUCUGUCAUGGUUGAAGAAAUGAAGUUACUUGAAGUAUCACUUGGACUCAUGGUACAAAUAUUAAGGUUCACAACUACUGAAGAAUUCGCACUAGGACUUCAAAAAGCCGAAAUAGAUGAAAGCGAAAUAGCAAAGAAAAUGGUGGAAGUACUUAAGAAUUAUGAUUAUCCUUCAAUCAAAGUGCCGAGGAUUAGAAGGUUUGUGAUUGAGAUUGCAAUUUGGUUGAUGAAUUCAGACAAGAAAUACAUCGAAUUGUUUAAAGACUUUGGAAUGGAAAAGGAAUUGGUGAGUGUUGCAGAGACAACAACAGAGUUGGAAUGUUUCAAUGUGUUUUCAGGGAGUGUUGGGCUAAGUAGACAUUGUGUAAGUCUUUAUUCUCUAGUUGAUACUUCAUUGGACUUGAUGGCACAAGGAUGAAACAUUGUUAUUUAUUGUACACAAAUGAUGACAUAUGUACAUUAUGUUCUAAAUGUUCUAUAGUCAAUCAACUGAAUUAUUUAUUGAAUUAUAU